CCUGAUGGCCCGGUCGUUUCUUCACCAACAAUUUCGAAGCAUUCCUCCAAAUUGUCAAAGAAAAUCCCCAUCCUCCAGAAACGCCCACGGCCUCGAGCUAGGAGGCUGGAGAAACACACAAGGCGCGCGUGCGCUGCACAGCAUUUUCCACACCAUAUUCUUACAAACGGUUGCCCCCUUCCCUUUCGUCCUUGCUUGAUGCUAGCAAUUGGACGGGGAUUGGGGUUGGGUAGUUUCUACAGCCGAAAGUGGGAAGAUUUAGGCGGGGAUUGGCAGGGACACCAGGGUUACAGGGACUUUUCUUUCAAGGUAAGAAGUCUCGUCCUCCUGAUCCUCUCUGCCUCUCUCUUUGCAGGCCGGGGCUUGACGCCAUCACCAUAUUCACAGUGUCGGUCUCCAAUACCCACUCCCCUUUUUGCUGCUGGCGCCGCUGCAGAGGGCGGAUAUUGUUUCAUUUUCUCCUCACCCUCUCUACUUUCCCACUGCCGCUGCUACCUCACUGUCACACGCAUAUCGGAUACAUAG
Molecule: messenger RNA, 525 nt
Organism: Colletotrichum tamarilloi
Lineage: Eukaryota; Fungi; Ascomycota; Sordariomycetes; Glomerellales; Glomerellaceae
Exons: 1
Source: RefSeq, a predicted model, not a curated record